Messenger RNA from Mesoplodon densirostris (Blainville's beaked whale), 2740 nucleotides. RefSeq names its product BCL-6 corepressor-like. The record is from RefSeq and is a predicted model, not a curated record. Gene Ontology annotation, molecular function: protein binding; transcription corepressor activity. NCBI's taxonomy places the organism in Eukaryota, Metazoa, Chordata, Mammalia, Artiodactyla, Ziphiidae. Gene Ontology annotation, biological process: negative regulation of transcription by RNA polymerase II. Gene Ontology annotation, cellular component: nucleus.
AUGUGGCCACACCGGGAUUUCAUUGCCCUGAGAGAGGAGUUGGGGUGCAUCAGUGACUUCCACGAAGCCUAUACUUUCAAACAGGCUCCGGGCCAGCCAGUCUCCGGCUUAAGCAAGGAGAAUGUUCCAGCGGUAACCAACAAGGAGAACCUGGCGACGCCGGUCUCGACUCCAUUCCUGGAGCCGACCCUGGGGAGCGACAGCUCUGCGGUCACUUUCGGGAAAACCCAAGAGGAUCCCAAAUCAUUUUGCGUGGGCAGUGCCCCACCGAGUGUGGACGUCACCCCCACCUACACCAAAGACGGAGCUGACGAGGCAGGAUCAACCGAUGGCAAAGUUCUGAAACCGAAGCCAUCUAAGCUGGCAAAGAGAAUCGCAAACUCCGCUGGUUAUGUGGGCGACCGGUUCAAGUGUGUCGCUACUGGACUGUACGCAGACUCCAGGCAGCUCAGCCGGGAGCAGCGGGCAUUGCAGAUGGAAGGAUUACAAGAGGACAGUAUUUUAUGUCUACCUGCUGCUUACUAUGAGCGUGCAGUGAUUCGCUUCUCAGAGUUGGAGAUGAAAGAGCGAGAAGGUGGCCACCCCAUGACCAAAGACUCCGAGGUGCGCAAAUUCAGCCCCGCUGACUGGGAAAGGCUGAAAGGAAGUCAGGACAAAAAGCCAAAGUCGGUCGCCCUGGAGGAGGCCAUUGCCGACCAGAACGACAGUGAGAGAUGGGAGUGUUAUGAUGGAAGCAAACCUGACCCCUUCAAAGCCCCAGAAGACAGUGAUCUUCCUGAGGACAUGGACACGGAGCCCCCCAGAGAGUCCCCCGCCAACCAGGUGGCCCCGGACACGUCACGCAGCCCCACCCUCCGGCUGAACAGAAAGCGCAAGGUCUCUGGCGUUAGGAACCACACUGAGACCACUGUGCUCCCGGAGGACUCUCUGCUGAAAGCCAAGCGGAGACGGGUCUCCAAAGGGCUCCAUCCCAGAAAGCAGCGCCGCUCGCUGCACCUUAGAGAACGGCGGGAGCAGAGCAAACCUGGCCGGCAGGGCAGGAAGGAAGUGGCCCAGGCGGUUCAGCCUGCGGUCACCCCCCAGGGCAAUAGCAUCUCCGAAGAGAAACCUGGCAGGAAAAGGGCAGAGGCCAAAAGCAACAGAAGCUGGUUGGAGGAGUCCCUUAAAUGCAGUGACAAUGAACAGGAUGUGCUGUGCGUGGACGAAGAAAUGGAUUGGCAGCCUUCGCUCCUGCCGCAGAAAUACACCGACAACAGCGAGAAACCAUCCGGGAAGCGACCGUGCAAAACCAAGCAUUUGAUCCCUCAGGAGCCCAGGCGGGGCUUGCCGCUGCCAGGGGACUCCUACGUGGACAAUGCAGAUGGCAAGGUGACCGUCCGGAGAUUUUGAAAGCAGCCUGAGCCCAGUUCCGACUAUGAUCUUUCGCCGGCCAAGCAGGACCAGAAGCCCUUGGACCAUUUGCAGCAAUUGUUAGCAGCUUCCCAGGCCUCGCAGCUGACGUGCUCAAGCUCCCCUCCAGAGACCACCCAGUCCCGCCUGAUGCCACCGGAAGCGCAGAGACUUAUUGUCAAUAAGAACGCGGGUGAAACCCUCCUACAGCAGGCCUCCCGGCUUGGCUACGAGGAAGUGGUCUUGUACUGCCUGGAGAACAAGAUUUGUGAUGUGAACCACUGCGACAAUGCGGGUUACUGUGCUCUGCACGAGGCUUGUGCAAGAGGUUGGCUCAACAUCGUACGACACCUCCUUGAAUAUGGCGCCAAUGUCAACUGCAGUGCCCAGGAUGGAACCGGGCCUCUCCACGAUGCUGUCAAGAAUGAUCAUCUCGAAAUUGUCCGCUUGCUCCUCUCCUACGGUGCUGAUCCUACCCUGGCUACGUACUCAGGUAGAACCAUCAAGAAAGUGAACCACAGCGAACUUCUGGAGAAGUUCUUAACAGAACCAGAUGAUGAAAGUGGUUACGAUGUUUUAGCAAAUCCCCCAGGACCGGAGGACCAGGAGGACAGCAACGAGGCCUAUGGUGACCUAUUGGAAUUUGAAUUUUCCGAAGACCCCCUUUUGCCGUGUUACAACGUCCAGGUGUCCGUCGCUCAGGAAAGAAAAAGAAGAAGGAGAUCUUCUAAGGACAGUGAGAAGUGGGGUGGCGGUGGGGUAAUCAAAGCGGAAGGAGCAGGCCCUCUCACCGCCAGGAGACAGGUAGUUCAUAGUUGGGAGCGCCUCUCAUUUUGCCGGAAGCUCAAACCACUGUCCUUUCUCUGGUGUAGGCCUCGUAACUGGCUGUUGCUCUCAGACCUGCUCAAGAAACUGCAAAUGUCCUCCUGCAUAUUCCGCUGCAAUCUCCCAAAUGUGGAAAUUGUCACCAUCGCGGAGGCCGAGUUCUACCGGCAAGUAUCAGCAAGUCUCUUAUUCUCUUGCCCCAAAGACCUGGAGUCCUUUAAUGCGGAAAGUAAGGAGCUCUUAGAUCUGGUGGACUUCACGAACGAGCUUCAGACUCUGCUGGGCUCAUCCGUGGAGUGGAUCCUCCCCAGGGACCUGGACUCAGACGACGACUGGUGAGCUCGCCGGGGCCCGCCGUGUACAGUGUGUCAUGGUGUUAAUCCUCGUGCAUAUGUGUCGUAAUACGACUAUUUCUGUAAAGAAAGGACACUAUGAGACACGACUCCAGUCGGAAGGACUCUGAAACAUGUUUUUUUCUUUUUAAAAUUUUAAGUCAGUUUUUAUGAAGUUGUUAAUAAAGUUUCUU